This is a messenger RNA of Drosophila willistoni, 1227 nucleotides long. RefSeq names its product WD repeat-containing protein 5. Bases 143 to 1183 code for a protein of 346 amino acids. The record is from RefSeq and is a predicted model, not a curated record. The transcript has a single exon. NCBI's taxonomy places the organism in Eukaryota, Metazoa, Arthropoda, Insecta, Diptera, Drosophilidae. Gene Ontology annotation, molecular function: protein binding.
UUGGAACUGUUCGAACUAAUGAAAUUGUGCUUUUUCGGGACGAAGUAGCGUAACCCUGGUUGGAAAUGAGUCAAGUAUUAGGCAACCCUGGCCAUUAUUUUGACAGAAAAUUGUCAAAAAUCCGUAUCAUCAUCUUAACAAAAUGGAUCCAAUGGAGAUGGAUGAGCAGCAAAUGGCUCAGGUGGAAAUUGGAGACGAUGUCUUCAAGAUGCCAUUGCCGCCAUUGCCACCUCCAGAGGUGAAGAGUAAAUCCCAUUCUCAAUUGCCUGGCUACUUGUUGAUGUAUCAACUCCCAGGACACAAUCGAGCUGUGACAUCGGUGAAGUUCAGUGCAAGUGGCAACUUCAUGGCCAGUGCCUCAUCCGAUAGUAGCCUCAAGAUAUGGGACAUGCAUGCGGUCAAUUGUAAUCUGACUCUAACUGGACAUCUGAUGGGCAUCAACGAUGUGGCCUGGUCACCCGAAUCUGGAGGAUCUCAUAUAUUGGGCAGCUGCAGUGAUGAUCAGACCAUACGUCUGUGGGAUUCCCGGAAUGGCCAGUGUUUCCGAACGUUGCAUAAGCAUAAGGCCUUCGUCUUUGCCUGCCGUUUCCAUCCGCAGGGCAAUUUAAUGGCUUCCAGCAGUUUCGAUGAGUCCGUAUGCCUGUGGGAUUUGCGCCAGGGCAAAUGCUUGAAGAGUGUUUCCGCCCACUGGGAUCCCAUUACAUCGGUGGACUUCAAUUGUGAUGGCAGUCUAUUUGUGACCAGCAGCUUUGAUGGACUCGUACGCAUCUGGGAUACCAGUAAUGCCCAAGUCGUCAAGUCUCUCAUCGAUGAUGAUAAUACACCCGUGGGUUAUGUGAAAUUUUCACCCAAUGGCAAAUAUAUCCUAGCCUCGACCUUGAAUAACACCUUGAAAUUGUGGAAUUUUCAAAAACCAAAAUGUCUACGCAUCUAUCAGGGUCACAAGAACGAAAUGUAUUGCCUCUCAUCGAAUUUCUCCGUGACUUCCGGCAUGUGGGUUGUAUCGGGUAGUGAGGAUAAGUCCAUAUGCAUAUGGAAUUUACAGACCAAAGAGUUAGUACAAAAGCUAAAUACGCUCGAUGAUAUGGUACUAUGUACAGAUUGUCAUCCCAAGGCCAAUAUGAUUGUCUCGGGAGCCCUGCAGAAUUCUCAUGGCAUCAAGAUCUGGCGGAGUAGUGAGUAAUAAAUUAUUGAGAAUAACAAUUAAAUAUUAAUAAACAAACAAAC